UUUCUCUUAUUUGGCUUAAAACUUCUAUCAAUUGUUGUAUUAUUGUCUUUUUUAUUGUGGAAUAUAUUCAAUUAUAAUAAUGAGUCAAUUCGCUUCUCCCAUGCCUUCUAGAGAGUUUUUGUGGAAUGUUUUUCAAAGGGUGGAUAGAGAUCGUAGUGGUUAUAUUAAUGCAGAUGAAUUGCAGUCAGCUUUAUCAAACGGUACAUGGAGCCCUUUCAAUCCAGAGACAGUGAGAUUGAUGAUUGGUAUGUUUGACAAGACAAACAGAGGUCAAGUUAGCUUUGAAGAUUUUGGGGCGUUAUGGAAGUACGUUACUGAUUGGCAAAAUUGCUUCAGGUCAUUCGACAGAGAUAAUUCCGGUAAUAUUGAUAGGAACGAAUUGAAAACAGCACUGACAACUUUCGGUUAUCGUCUGUCUGAUCAGCUCAUCAAUACCUUGCUAAGGAAAUUUGACAGGCAUGGGCGUGGGACAAUUUUGUUUGAUGACUUUAUUCAAUGCUGCAUCGUAUUAUAUACACUAACUUCUGCAUUCCGUCAGUUUGAUACCGAUCAGGAUGGUGUGAUAACAAUACAUUAUGAGCAAUUUUUGAACAUGGUGUUUGGAUUGAAAAUUUGAAAUUCAUUUUAAAUAAUGUGCCAACCUGCUGUGGAAGAUAAUAUUUACUUGAUGAUCAAUAAGACUAAAAAUUUAAGAUUCAAAAAUAAGCAGAUAUAUUUGUCGUUACUGAAAUGUUUACUUGAAAUGGGUUCUUUUGGCUCCACUUGAAUGUUUUUGUACAUCGCCUUAUAGGUCAUAGUUUAUUUAACUAAGAUAUCAUAUUUUUUAUACUUAUUAGUUACGAUUGUUAUGAGUGUUCUUUUGUUCUCAAUAAAUUGAUAUAAAAUGUU
Molecule: messenger RNA, 888 nt
Organism: Coccinella septempunctata (seven-spotted ladybird)
Lineage: Eukaryota; Metazoa; Arthropoda; Insecta; Coleoptera; Coccinellidae
Product: programmed cell death protein 6
Exons: 4
Coding region: 80-616 (178 amino acids)
Molecular function (GO): calcium ion binding
Source: RefSeq, a predicted model, not a curated record